AAUGAAUUUUUAAUCUCCUCUUGCAAGAAAUUUAUUCAGUACUCCUGAAAAAUAGUAAAUGGAACCAGAAUUGUGUAAGAAAGUAAUUAUUGAUGAACAAAUACAAUAAUUCAAUAAUUCAGGAAAAAAAUAAUUCAAAUUCUAGAUUAUGUAGUGCUAUAUCAAUUAAUAAUUAGUCCUAUUAAGACUUAAACACCAAUCAAAUAAAAACAUCAUCAUUCACAUAUUACUCCAAGUACUUCUGAAAAUGAUUGUAUCGGAACUACUUUAGUUCAAAGAUUUUAAAAUCAAAUGACAUUAGAUUAAAUCUAAUAAAGUCCUCCUAGCACUCCAAAAAACAAAGGAACAAAAUCACAUAAAGAAUUAACUGCUUAAAAAUAGGGUACUGCCACUCCAAAAAAAAAGAAAGUAAUCAAAUAUUUUAACUGAAAAGAGUGCAAUAAAAAGUAUUUAGACAAGUGCAUGGGCUAUGGAUAUUGAAGAUUAAUCAGAAGAAGAGAGUCCUACAUUUGAAAGAUCUAGAUAUUAUAAUGAAUAUACUUAAUUAGCAGUAAUAGGUAAUGGAAAUUUUGGUACUGUAUAUAAAUGCAGAAAUAAUAUUGAUAAACAAAUUUAUGCAAUUAAAUGUGUUAAACUUCAAGGAUGUGGUAAAUCAUAUGAUGCAGCUGAAUCUCUUAAUGAAGCAUAAGCACUUGCCUAUUUGACAGCUAAAGGUAGAUGUAAAAAUAUAAUACGAUAUUAUACUGCUUGGAAUGAAAGAUGUUAUUAUUAUUUAUGUAUGGAAUAUUGUGAUUAUAAUGUGACUUCUCUCUAAGUAAUAUUAUAUUAUUAUUAUUCAUUAGGAAUUAAGAAAAGAAUCAAAUUAAAAACUUGAAGAAUUUGAAGUAAAAAAGAUAUUGAAGGAUAUUUUAUAAGGUUUAAAAUUCCUACAUGAAUAAUCUAUAACACAUUUUGAUGUUAAACCUGAUAAUAUUUUAUAUAGCAAAACUGAAGGCUGUUAUAAAUUAGCUGAUUUAGGUUUAUCUAGAUUGACUUAAUUAAAAAAAGGAGAAGAUAUUAAUGAAGGAGAUUCUCGAUAUUUAGCUCCUGAAAUUCUAUCAAAUGUAAAUAAUAUUUUAGAAUUUUAGCUUACGACUUAAUCUGAUUUAAGUAAAUCAGAUAUUUUCUCACUUGGUGCUUCGAUUUAUGAAAUUAUGAUUGGGGAAACUCUUCCUACCUGUGGAGAAAGAUGGUUGAAAUUGAGAUAAGGAUUGACUGUAAAUGAUUUUGGAUCUGGUAUUUAUUAUAAUAUAUAUAUUAAUUAGAUUUCUAUUCUAUUAAAUUAAGAAGAUUAAUUUGUAGAAUGAUGAAUCCUAAUUCAAUUUUCAGAUUAAGUGCAAAGGCUUCUUUAGAAGAUCCUUAUUUAUAUAUUCCUAAAGAAAAUUUCAUUAAGUGGGAAAAACUUAGAGGAUUUUAAUUAAGACAAUAAUUAGAUGUAAUUAAAAUUAUGGAAACUAAAAAAAGAUAAAUGAGUGUUUGA
Paramecium pentaurelia is the source of this 1519-nucleotide messenger RNA. Lineage: Eukaryota; Ciliophora; Oligohymenophorea; Peniculida; Parameciidae. The record is from the annotation of a GenBank genome assembly.